AUGGUUGAGCGCAUUGAUGUAUUUCCUUUUCUUUCAGUUGGUAGUUUUUUCUUUAUAGGGAUAUACCCGGGAUACAAUAUAAUUUCCCUGAUAUUAUCGGCAGUAUAUGCCUACAUUGAUGAAAGAUCUGGGCCAUUUAUGUUGUGCUCUCUUAACAAUGGAGAUUUAUGCAAUGGAAUUACAGAAACUAGGGAAUUAUUAAGGAAAGGAUGCGAAUAUCAUGCAAAAAAUGUUAUCAUAUCUCGGUCAGAGGAACGUGUGGAUACAUUAUAA
This is a messenger RNA of Acaulospora morrowiae, 273 nucleotides long. Lineage: Eukaryota; Fungi; Glomeromycota; Glomeromycetes; Diversisporales; Acaulosporaceae. The record is from the annotation of a GenBank genome assembly.